Ananas comosus (pineapple) is the source of this 997-nucleotide messenger RNA. Its product is annotated as DNA-directed RNA polymerases II, IV and V subunit 11. Gene Ontology annotation, molecular function: DNA binding; protein dimerization activity. The transcript has 7 exons. The record is from RefSeq and is a predicted model, not a curated record. Gene Ontology annotation, biological process: transcription by RNA polymerase II. NCBI's taxonomy places the organism in Eukaryota, Viridiplantae, Streptophyta, Magnoliopsida, Poales, Bromeliaceae. Gene Ontology annotation, cellular component: RNA polymerase II, core complex. The coding region runs from base 203 to 628 and encodes 141 amino acids.
AACACUAACGAGAGCGUUUCCGUCUCUCUCUUUCUCUCACUCACGAACACCUAGCCUCUUCUAUUGCUUCAUCCUCCCAGUGGCUAGUGCUCUGGCACCGGCGGUGGGGUUGUUCCAGGACUCGACUCGCGCCGUGAGAGGAGGAGAGUGAGAUAGCUGCGGCAGUAGGAAGAGGCGGAGCAAGAGGGAGAGAGAGAGAGCUAUGAACGCCCCGGAUCGCUACGAGCGAUUUGUCGUUCCGGAGGGCACCAAGAAGGUGUCGUAUGAGAGGGACACGAAGAUUGUUAACGCCGCCUCUUUCACCAUCGAACGCGAAGACCACACCAUCGGCAACAUCCUCCGCAUGCAGCUGCAUAGGGACCCGAAUGUGCUUUUUGCAGGCUACAAGCUUCCACACCCUCUGCAGUACAAGAUUAUAGUGAGGAUCCAUACGACUAGCCAGUCUUCCCCUACACAGGCAUAUAAUCAGGCAAUAGACGAUCUUGACAAGGAGCUUCAGCAUCUCAAGAAAGCAUUUGAGAGUGGUUUCAUGUUGUUGCAAUCUGUAGUUGAAGAAGAAAGAAGAAAGAAUAAAAAAAUUAUUUGGUUCAAGACUCAAGAGCAUGAUGCUUUAUGUGCAGUACUGUGAGUGUGAGUUUAGUUGGAUGAAGGAUGAGAUGAAUAGGUAUGAAGAAAAACUAAGACAAGGUUACUAGGCUAAGUUAACCGCCCUUUCUUGGAAACUGACUGUGUUUGUGUACUUGAAUGAAUAACCUUGCACUGGUGUGAUCUGUUUUAAGAGUUCUUCGCUGCAACUAUUAAGAUGCCAGUUGGACAUGAAAACUUGAUGUUCUAACCCUUCUAAAUUUAACAACGAUUUUCCAAGUGAAAAUUCGGAUGCUCCCACGGGCGAGAUGAUCUUAUCAUGUUGAAAUUUGCUGCCUUUACUCUUCCUAGACAUCUAAUGAAUUGCAAAGAAAGUGGGUGGAAUGCAUCACAAUUCCCUACAUUUUCUUGA